Ornithorhynchus anatinus (platypus) is the source of this 897-nucleotide messenger RNA. It is a transcript of the gene TNFRSF13B, whose product is annotated as TNF receptor superfamily member 13B. The record is from RefSeq and is a predicted model, not a curated record. The transcript is spliced from 4 exons. Gene Ontology annotation, cellular component: plasma membrane. The coding region runs from base 19 to 759 and encodes 246 amino acids. NCBI's taxonomy places the organism in Eukaryota, Metazoa, Chordata, Mammalia, Monotremata, Ornithorhynchidae.
UAUGCGUGGAGGACGAUCAUGGGAACCUGCCCGGAGGAGGAGUACUGGGACCCCCUCCUGCGCUGCUGCGUCCCCUGCAGAUCCACAUGUAACAGACCCAAUCCCAAGAGCUGUGCCACCUUCUGCGAAUCUCUCAAGUGCCACAGACAACAAGGGGUCUACUAUGACACGCUCUUGAGACAGUGCAUCAAAUGCUCGGCCACCUGUGGACAACACCCGUUGCAGUGCGCCCCUUUCUGUCAGAACACCCCAACAGGACAGAAGAGAGCCAGAUGGUCCCAUGAGCUUCCAGCCAACUUUGUGGCCCCAUCUUCUCUUGAACAGAAGCUGAGAGGGGAGGCGAGCCAGUUGGUGCUGGUCUACAGCAUCCUGGGGCUCUGCCUGUGCGCUGUCGUCUGCUGCUUCCUCAUCAUGGUCACUUGCUUCCUCAAGAGGAAGGGCGGUGAGCUCUCCUGCCAGCCGCCCUCGGUCAAAUGCCACACCAGGGGGGGAUCUUCUAAGGAUCACCUAAUGGAAGCGGGAAGCGACAAAGCUGGAUCUGGGGAAGGCAGGUCUCCGGAGCCUAUCGAAACCUGUAGUUUUUGCUUCCCGGAACAGAGACCCGCCAAGGAGAGUGUGGCCAAUAACGGGACCUUCCAUCCACAAGGAAAGAGGGCUGCUGCCAAUGGUGUUGGAGUGGCUGGGACAGUGUCCAGCCUCCAGGAUGGCUGCUUAAAAAUCAUAUGCUCACCCUCUCAAGAGAAGAUGCCCACAACAUGAAACCCCGGAGGGAGAGCUGGACUGUUGGUUCCUACAGCUGUAAGCACCCUGGGUUUAGUCUCUCUUCCUGUUCUUAACCAUUCUUCCUUGCCUCAGAAAAAGAAGAGUCAGGUUUUGCUGCCUGAAAAGCAAACACCA